AUGAUUUCUCCAUUGAAAAGUGUCCACUUUCAUCCAGUUGGUAAACUUAUUUCAAUUCUAAUUGUGAUAAUACCUCUGAUUAAUUGUAACAGUACAGCAAUUGACCCUCCCAACGAUUCUUAUAAUAAUAAAAAUCUAACUGAAAAUGGGACAACUGAAAAGCCGAAACUUAAUUAUUCAAGUCAACUAAAUAAUUCCUCAAAAGUGCUUAAUAGCAAUGGAAAACAGGAGCGAAACUUAGAUGUUGAUGAUUCAAAUGAAGAGAAACCUAAUGUAACUGACUAUCAAAUGCCCGAUACAUUGAGGUCAUUUUUAAACGCGCUACCAAGUUAUAGUAUUCUCAUUAAUCCGGUUGUCCAGUUCCACAAUGAAACUGAUUUUAACGUCACAAUGGUUACUAAGAUUAUCCAUUCAUUUAACAAUUCACCGCCAGUUAUUUAUCCUGUUGAUUCUAUGAACAUGAAUGAAAACGAAGUACGUAAAAUGUUGGCUGGUCUCAGUUUAUCUUCCGAUGUUAAUGACCUGAAAAAGCUCGAGGAAGUCAGAAUUGAUACAAGAGCUUUGAUUGCAAAUUUUAACAAUCAAACCUCGAAAAGUUUCAAUGUCUCCGAUUUGUCAAUCAACGCGACCAAUGACACUAAAACUACACCGAUUGUAUCUGAGCCAACUGCAUCUACUUUUAAAACGAAUGUUACAAAUUCAAUAAGUACAACUACGAGCCUUCCUCUUGUCACUCGAGCUGUUCCACCUUCAACCUCAACCUCAACAUCCAGUCCAGUUUCUGAAGCACCAACAACCAGCAAACCUGAUCCGAAAUUGAAUUCACUUGUUGAUGAAUUAUCGGAUAAAGUGAACUUUAAAUUGCGACCUGUUCCAGAGACAGUUUGGACUCCUGAAGGACUUAAACCAAACAAUCAAAGCUCAAGAAACAACGAUAUUGAGAUAAAUAAUGAAAGGAGAACAGAAAAUAAUCAAAUCAAACCCGAAACAAUUAAACCGAUCAAUCCAUUAGUACUUAAACAAAUUGAAAAAUUAUUGCAUCAUAACAGCAAUCAACGUCAACCCCAACCCCAACCCCAGCCCCAACCCCAACCACAACCCCAACCACAACCCCAACCCCAACCACAACCUCAACCACAACCUCAACUUCAGCCUAUUCAGCCUAUUCAGCCUAUUCAACCAAUGAUAUUAGAUAAUAUUUAUAAACACCCACUUCCUCCUCAAUCAAAUGGACAAUAUAAUUACAACAGAUUUAACAACAAUCAGAAUACUGGAAACAUAAUUAACACUCGAGGACAAAAUGUAAAAAUCCCCAGCCCUCCACCUCCAGUAAAUGUCCGUAAUAAUGUUGCAGGUCAAUAUCAACCUCCGAUUGUUGGACAUUACCAACCACGUCCAAAUAAUGAUCCAAGUGUACCUUAUGCCAUUGAAGAGAUUGUCCAUUCACAAAGUCCAAGAAUUAACCAACGGGACUCUAAAGAAAUGGAACCAGAACUUUUCGUUAAAAUAAUUCGUCAUUAUUUCACCAAUACCUUAACUCCAAGUGUAACUAAACGAACCUUCAUCAGGCAAGCGCCUAAAAUGUUACCAUUAACUGUUAACGCGUGGAGAUCACAAUUAUUCAGACCAUUUAACCACCGAAAUAAUUAA
Molecule: messenger RNA, 1650 nt
Organism: Panonychus citri (citrus red mite)
Lineage: Eukaryota; Metazoa; Arthropoda; Arachnida; Trombidiformes; Tetranychidae
Exons: 2
Coding region: 1-1650 (549 amino acids)
Source: RefSeq, a predicted model, not a curated record